Messenger RNA from Triticum dicoccoides, 2273 nucleotides. RefSeq names its product serine/arginine repetitive matrix protein 1-like. The record is from RefSeq and is a predicted model, not a curated record. The coding region runs from base 57 to 1850 and encodes 597 amino acids. The transcript is spliced from 13 exons. Lineage: Eukaryota; Viridiplantae; Streptophyta; Magnoliopsida; Poales; Poaceae.
UCCCGUGCCGUCGUCGUCCUUGCCUCGCCGUCGUCCUCCGGCGAAUCGCUGCGGCCAUGGCGGCCCCCCCGCCGCUUGUGCCGACUCCGCCCGCGAGCCUCAAUCUGCGGGGCGCAGACGCCGCCGCCGGACCCCGCGCGCCCAAGCUCCACCGCCCCCUGGAGCCUCCGCGUCCGGCCGCGCAGGGGGGCCUCCACAGGCAUGCCUCCCAGUCCCUCUAUUCCGCCAGCAGGCGCCAGGAGCUGAAUCCGCCGCCGAGCAGUCGAAACCGGUCACAGGCGCCACCGUCUAAAGUUGUGCCUCGAUCAAGGUCGCCGCCGUCCACACCGAUCACUGAGCGCCUGGCGGAGCCGCAGUGCGCCAAGCGGCCACGCCGAGGCGAGCCGGACGCGGCCGAGGCUGCCGUGGAUGGUCGGGAUGAAGGGGAGAAGGCGGUGUCAAUGUUGUCGUCGGCCGACGGGUCGUCCGUGGAGAAUCGGCCGAGCCGCAGCCACUGCAAGCAGCCAGAAACUUCAUCAGCUGCAGUGGAGCAGAGACCUGAUCCUGCAAUCCCGGGGGAUGAGCAGAAGUUGGGUAGUGAGAAGAUGGAUGCAAAGGCCCGGACUGAUCACAAGGAGGGUCCAUCCAGAAGUGCUCGUCGCAAAAAGAUGAAAAGACAGCUCAAGCUGCAGGGCGCAGACGCCGCCGUUGAAUCCUGUGCGUCCAAGCUGCAUGGCUCCCUGGAGCCGCCGCAGCUGGCCGGGAGCCUCCACCGGCAUGUGUCUCUGUGUUCUACCAGCAGGCGCCAGGAACCGAGUCCGCCGCCACGCAGCAGGCGCCGAGCAGAGAAGUCGCCGCCGCCGAAGUCCAAAAUUAGGCCUCGAGCAAGGUCGCCGCCGAUCACUCAGCUCCUAGCGGAGCAGCAGCACACCAAGCGGCCACGCCAAGGCGAGGCGGACACAGCCGUGGAAGGUAAGGAGGAAGGGGAGAAGGCGGUGUCAAUGUUGUCGUCAGUCGAUGGGCCGUCCUUGGAGAAUCGGCCAAGCUACAGCAACUGCAACUGCGAGCAGCCAGAAACUUUAUCAGCUGCAGUGGAGGAGAGACCUGAUCCUGCAAUCCCCGGGGAUGAGCAGAAGUUGGAUAGUGGGAGGAGGGAUGCAAAGACCCAGACUGAUCACAAGGAGGGUCCAUCCAGAAGUGCUCGCCGCAAAAAGAUGAAAAGACAGAUACGGACAGAAUCUGAAAAGGAACUGAGGGAGAUGAAAAAGGAUAAGCUGUUAGAAAACAUUAAAAAGCUGCAAGCUUGCAUCUGGCUUCUUGAGAAGGAAGGUGCAGACACGGCUGAAAUCAUGGAAUUCAGGAGUUUGCUUGAAUCAACGAAGAUGCAGUAUGCGCAGUAUGUGGAGAAUGAGACACAGUUGGCAAAGGAAGGGUCAAGUGCAUCAUCACCUCAGGCGCUAAACAAGGAUAGACCCGAGAAAAUGCAUGUGGAAACUCCUAUAGAGAAGGUUGAGAGAGAUGAGCAAAACUUGGAUUCUGGAAAGGCAGAGGGCAGUAGCCUGAAAGGUUUCAAGGCAGUCUCGAAACAGAACGAAUUAGCGGAGGAGGUGAAUUUUCUUAAGAUUGAACUUGAAGCAGUCAAGCAAGAUCGUGACUAUCAAUUAGCUCAGGUGCAGUCUUUGACGGCUGAAGUAGCUAAGCAGAAAGAAGUUGCAAGAAGAUGUGGGGCUGAGCUAGAGAAUGCCAUGAGGAGAGUUGCUGCCCUCGAGGAAGGAGGCCUGUUGCAAAGGGAGACAAUAAGAACGUUGCAGAUUCAGCUUGCUUCUGCAAAUGAGAAACUAACGGGGCUGCCCUCUUCCACCAAAGAUUGAUGCAAAGCCGAAGGUCUGACUGGAUUGGCAUGUGCUGCAGCAAUGUUGGGGCCUCUUCAUCAACGGUGUUGAUUCGCCCGGCAAUUGAAGGACCGAACACCGGUGCGUAUAACACGAACGAGGUAUCCUGAUGAUGCACAUAUUUGGUUGAUUUUUGCCGACAACAGAAGGGUAGAAGCAGGACAGAAUAGUUGUGUACUAUUUUUUAUUUUGUUUUCUGUUCGCUUGGUUUACUUCUACUAAACCUAAAAGCUCCCUCGGGAAGGGGUGCGCCAUGUAUCUAUCUAGAUAGUUCGGACAGCAGUUGUGCCGAAAGCCCGAAACUAAUGGCGGCACGGUUAGGGUCUAUGAGAUUUAGCCGAUGCCGAUCGAAUGUGAUGUAACUAAGGCAUACUAUAUCACAGCAAUUAUUUGUUUCUGGAA